AUGGCAUCCCCGAGUGAAGAGGCCUUACAUCUCCAACUGCAGCUUAAGCAGACAGACCUCGAGAAGGCCAGGCUCAAGGUAGAUUUACAGAAAGAGAGGAUGCUCAAAGAGGAGAAAAAGAAUGCAGCCAGGAUGCUGAGGGAGGAGAAAGAGAAGCAAGUUUUCAUUGACUAUAAGCUCCCCCCAGAAGUGUACAUGGAGAAGUUAAGACCCCAGCUAAGUGGAGUUCUGGCUUCAGUGUCUGGGCAGAUGGAAGUAUUUGUGCUGCGCCUCCAUGAAGCCAAAGAAAUUACCUUCCCAGAGGCCAAGAUGCCCGUCCAGUAUGAGGGAUGGAGUGGAAAAUCUUCACAGGGCCAGGGUUCUAAGGAACCAGAACUGUUGAGGAAACUGUUGGUGACAGAGCUUGAGACUGCUGAUGACAGUUUGAGGGAACACUUUGAAACCUGGGGCACACUCACUGACGUGUUGGUGAGAGAUCCACAGGCAAAAUGUUCCUGUGGGUUUGAGUUUGUGACCUAUUCUUGCCCGGAAGAGGCAACUGCUGCAGUGGUAGUUCAGCCACAUAAUGUGGAUGGCCGCAUGGUGGGACUCAAGCAAGCAGUUCCUAAGGAAGGCUCUGUGAAACCUGGUGCCCACUUAACAGGGAAUAAAAUAUUUGUAGGGGGUACUAGAGAUCUGGAUGAAUGUACUUUAAGAGACUAUUUUGAAAAAUAUGGUCAGAUCAAAACCAUGGAAGUCAUGGAAAAUAGGCAGAGUAGGAAGAAAAGAGGAUUUGCUUUUGUGGUGUUUUAUGAUUGUGAUGCAGUUAAUAAAAUUGCUUUUCAGAGGUACCACACCAUAAAUGAACAUCACUGUGAAGUGAAAAACACACUUUCCAAGCAAGAACUGCAAGCUGCUGCCAGUCAGAAGAAUUUGUAG
Heteronotia binoei (common prickly gecko) is the source of this 918-nucleotide messenger RNA. RefSeq names its product heterogeneous nuclear ribonucleoprotein A3-like. Lineage: Eukaryota; Metazoa; Chordata; Lepidosauria; Squamata; Gekkonidae. Gene Ontology annotation, molecular function: RNA binding. The record is from RefSeq and is a predicted model, not a curated record.